CUUCCGUGCCCCGGCGCGGCUCUCGCGGUGACAGCCGGAGCGGCGCGCCCCACCCCCCACCGCAGCGCGCACGCGCAGGCUCCCAGGCUCGCCAGCGGCCAGCCGGAGCUCGCGCCCGGGGCCCCGUCUAUUGAGCGCGGCCGAGCGAGGCGGCGGCGGCGGCGGCAGCGGUAGCGGCGGCGGCCCCGGCGGGGCGGGGCGGGGCGGCGGCGGCGGCGGAGGCACCGGCCUCGGGCGGGCGCAGCGAGCCAAGAUGGUCGCCAAGCAGCGGAUCCGUAUGGCCAACGAGAAACACAGCAAGAACAUCACUCAGCGCGGCAACGUCGCCAAGACGUCGAGGAACGCCCCCGAGGAGAAGGCGUCCGUAGGGCCCUGGUUGUUGGCGCUCUUCAUUUUUGUGGUUUGUGGCUCGGCAAUUUUCCAGAUUAUUCAGAGUAUCAGGAUGGGCAUGUGAAGUGACUGACCUUAAGAUGUUUUCAUUCUCCUGUGAAUUAUAACUUGAACUCAUUCCUGAUGUUUGAUACCCUGGUUUAAAAAACAGUUCAGUAAAGCAUCCUGCCUCAGAAUGACUCUUCAUGUCAUCCGUCAUGUGUCAUUCCAAGGUUUCUUCACAAGUCAUUCCAAGUUUUAUAGUUCAUACCACAGUGCCUUGAAAAGCACCACAUGUAUAAAGCAAUAAAAUUUGAUUGUUGAUCUACAAUCGUGGACCCGACUUAUUCAGUCAAGUAUAAAUUCUUGUUUUAUGUGAUUCUGAAAACUGUAUGCAGUAUAGAUACCUAGACUAAAUCUGUAUAGACAAAAGAUCUUUGAUUUUUGUUUGCCCUUUAAUGUAUAAAUGCAGUUAGUCUUAAUUUAAAAUUUGGAAAUUGUAUAGCAGCUAGGCACUUUAUUGCUGUCUUGUGAAUUGAAAGCACACUCAUUAGGUAAACUUAGCAGUGCUGUAAUAUGGUGCUUAUAAAUGGAACAUCUAGAUUUAGUUAGCCUAGUUUCCCUGCAGCCUUUGGCACCUGAAAAUGAAAAGGCUUUCAAAAUGCUACUCUAGAGGGAGAUUCUUAGAUCAGAACAUUUAUUUUAAUAAUGUUAUUACUUUGACACUACCUUGGAUUUCACAUGGUUAAAUUAACCUAAGAGGCCAUAAAAAAACAACCUGAUGAAGCAUUCUGUCACCUCCUUGGUUACUGCAAUUUCUUUGAGGUGGUGAUAUAGUAGAAUCUGUUAACAUGGCUUAUAAGUGUGUUGUAAAUGUCAUCUAAGUUAUUCAUGUCAAAUAUUAAGGGUAUUCACCACAGGUUAAGAUUUGCAAGUCAGCCCAUACUAGUUAAGCAGUUUACCAUGGCAUAACUUGGAAAAUAUGUAUUAUGAAAAUUUCACUACUCAUUUAUCAGGUUGUGACAUGCUGUUGAGUCCAGCUGUGCCUUAGACCUCAUAGCAUGUUGAUAGCACUUUCAGUACAAAAAGAAAAAAGGCACACCAACUAAAUUAACUAAGGUCAACUUCAAGUCUGCUUUUUUUUAGACUUAAAAUUAGAAUUCCCCCAUAAAGAUACAUAUAUGUGAAGCUCUAUCUAGGUACCAAAUACAUUGGGCUUAAUCUUUAGUAUUCACCUUGAGUGUAGGUUGCAAUCAGUUAACCUUUCCUGUUAUAUUGAGGAUGGGAGAGGGAGCUAAAUUUUGAGUUUAAAAAACUUGGAAAAAAAACCAAUUACUAAUGACUUUCUCUCAUUGACUAAAGUUAUAGGCAACCAGUGGACAAAGUUGGUUUGUGUAUUAAUGAAAAUGGUAAACAAGGAAGUGGCUUUUACUGCCUCCUAGCCCCUCACUUGGAUAACAUCUGGACAAGGCUAUAACGAAGAAAAUCUGACAGGAUUCUCAUAACUAGCUUUCAAUCUGUUUAACCAGAGGCAGUUAAAAUAGCAGUGACACUGGUAGUCAAGGUUUAACAGGUAAGUAAACUACUGCUCCUAUAAUUUUAAAAGAAUAGGAAAAUUGCUACUGCUGGUAUUUAGCUAAGGUGGGUAGGGUUCUGUCUCUUUCUUUAGUUGUAUUUUUUGCCACGUCAGUUAACAUAACCAGGUCCCUAUUUGUCAUUUGAAGAUAAACGCCUUGGUUAACAGAUUCUAACUAUACUAUAACUUUUAAAAUGCAAAUUUUUGCUCUAAAUUUGAAGUAGGUGCCUUAAUUUUGUUUUGAGUCAAACCAUUCCACUGCAAAUUUUUUCUUGCUUUAGUACAGUUGGCUUCAAAUAAGGAUUUUCUGUUUACAGUGUCUUACUGACUAAAUUGACUGUUAAAUUGGUGUACAAAUUAGUCAUUUCACAUCUGUAAAAAAACUCCAUUCCCUUUGUAUUUACAUGUGUAAUUUACCCACCUUAUGCAUUUUAUAUUAAGCAAUUUAUGCAUGUUUGGUUAAAUGAAAAUCUUGUGCUUUUUGAUUGGUUUGCCCCCAUCAAAAAUAAAAAUGCCCUCAACAUGUGAUGCUUUUGUUAAAAGAAACAACCUCAUUUAAAUGUCUAGUUAUUAGAUGUUAAAAUGCUUUGUAUUACGCUGUUUAGGUUAAAGGAAACAUUAUUGUUGAGGCUUUGUAAUCUUUGAAAUAGAUGUAAGGAAUAAGAUGGAGAGUGCAUAGUAACACGUGUACAGUAUGCUUUUUAAAUUGUUUAAAUGCUUUCCCCAUGUAGAAGGUGCCCCUCUUUCACUGUAUUGUCUUCAUCUAUGGAAAAUAUACCUUCCUGUUCCUCUUUCUCCUCCUCUCCCCUCCCCUCACUGAAUUCUUUAUGCUAUAUAAGGAGGUCAGUCAACAAUACAAAAUAGUUUAUGAGAUUGUCAGCAUCUCAUUUUCUAAUUUUUAGUUGUAAUAAAUUUCCAGGGGAUAACCACAUUAUUUCAUUGUAUGCACUUGGUUGUAUAUAAUACACCUCAAAAUAAAGUGGUUGUUGAGUAGGUUUUGAAACAUUUCUCAACUGUA
Messenger RNA from Dromiciops gliroides (monito del monte), 2963 nucleotides. RefSeq names its product stress associated endoplasmic reticulum protein 1 (gene SERP1). Gene Ontology annotation, cellular component: endoplasmic reticulum. The transcript is spliced from 3 exons. Bases 254 to 454 code for a protein of 66 amino acids. Gene Ontology annotation, biological process: endoplasmic reticulum unfolded protein response. The record is from RefSeq and is a predicted model, not a curated record. NCBI's taxonomy places the organism in Eukaryota, Metazoa, Chordata, Mammalia, Microbiotheria, Microbiotheriidae.